Messenger RNA from Triticum aestivum (bread wheat), 2856 nucleotides. RefSeq lists its product as uncharacterized. The record is from RefSeq and is a predicted model, not a curated record. Lineage: Eukaryota; Viridiplantae; Streptophyta; Magnoliopsida; Poales; Poaceae. The transcript is spliced from 2 exons. Bases 179 to 1090 code for a protein of 303 amino acids.
CGCACCUUGCUGAUUAAUUAUCUUCUCGGUUUCUCUUCCGUGAUGGCAGUUGUCCACAACCGGACCUCCCCCCUGGGUCACGCCGCCCCUGCCGCCUACACCCACUGCCACGCCGCUGGAUCUCCACCCCCACCCUCUCCGCUCCACUGGAUCCCCGCACGCCGCACCACCCCCGGCCAUGGGUGCUGGCUACCCGCCUCCCCCUCCCCCAGCUCCCCCGGAUCCUUGCACCACCAGGCCAUGGCGAUGGCUGCUCCCCUCGCCGGGAAUCCCCGCUCCUCCGGCCAUGAAGGGCUCCUCUAGCUCCGGCCGUGCGCUCCAGCACCGACAGCCACUCUCGUACUCGUGUAGUUCAACUGCAACCCCACCAUCGGAUGCGCGGCCAUGGCAUGCCGACAUGCCGUCCCGGCGCAAGUCCUUUUCUCUGUAUCUUGACCUCGGACCUUUUUUUUCUGUAUCUUCAAAUUGGCUCUCUCCCCUCUCUUUUUUUGGAUUUCACGCUUCAACUGUUCGUGACCUUCCUCCCAAGUCUGCUUCCGCAUUUUUGGUUGGUGAAGCAUGCCAUUGUUCUUCAUUUCAAUCCAAAUCAGACAUGGGUCGGUUUCGCGCGCGAGCACGGCAGCCCCUGAGCAACAUUUCAAUGCUCGCACUUCCUAGGAACCAGGAGCCCCACGACCGCUUCCCUUUCUUCAGCUCGCUGCCGAGCGUCUCCAGCCAAGACGUGACGUCGAGAGAUGGCCAUGGCCGCCCGAUGCCGGAGCACCGCCGGCCAAGGACCUGCCGCCAUCCAGACCCCCUCCACGCCAUCUCCAUCUCGCCGGAGACCUGCACCAAGUCCCAUCCAGCGCCUUCGCCACCCUUCGGCCCCCACCCCGUAGGUCUGCAGCCUGAGCGCUUCAACCGACUUGUGCCUGAAGCAGAGGAGAGGAGCUCCCUGCCACGAGCCUCUCUGGCGCUGGCAACCCAGCAGGCUGACCUCGCCUCCUUCUUCCUUUUUUUCCGCCGCGACGCAUCACCCCUUCGCUGUCUCCUACGGCGUGGACGCCGACGACAAGCGGUGGCCCGUACCCGGCGGUGGAGAACGAGGUGAAGCAGUUUAAUUAAGGAUCGCGGGUAGGAUUGUAACUAAUGCAGGGUUGUUUUUGUAAAAGCGAAGCGUUUUCUGAUAUACCCACUUAAAAUAGGAUGGCAGGUUGAAUUCUAAUAAAUGGGGGACUUUUCUGGAAAAAGGCCGACGACGUACGACAGAAACCGAAUUUACUUUAUUAUUAUUUGGUAAAGAGUAAAGAUAUAUAUAUAUAUAUAUAUAUAUAUAGGGAAAAUUCAUCCUACCAUCCGGUGGUAGUUACCCCACAUGUCUCAUAUACUAGCAUGUGGUACUAUAUAUACUAUUUUAUUAUUUUAAAUAUGUUUAUAUACUAUAUCUAAGAUAUUUCAAAACAAAUUACAUGAAAAAAUUGCAUAUGAGUCCAUAGUUUUUGUUAUAUUUGUGAAAUACGUACAUAUUUGUACAUAAAAAAGAGCAUACUCAAAAAAUGGUACAUACUACUUAAAAAUUUGUAUAUAUACUACCUAAUCAUUGUUAUAUACUAUAUACUACACGUACAUACUCUCGGUUUUGAUAGAUACUACAUACAACAUACAAAACGCAAGUGGUGGUAACUACCACUGCUCGUAGGAAACAUAUAUAUAUAUAUAUACAUAUAUAUAUAUAGGAAAAAUGCCUUCUAUCACCUAGUGGUAACUACCACCUAAGAAUCCACCGUCGAUCUUUUGUCAUUAGAUCUGGGCUUGGUUUGUUUUUUUUCUUUGAUUGCUACAGAAUCUUAACCAGUUAGGCUAGCUUCCACCCGACCUGUUUCAUUAUUAAUUAUAUUCAUUAGAUUAAUUGGUGGUUAUCCAUGGCGUACUCAUCUUAUCCGAGAAAAUUUGAAUGCAUGACUAUCUUUUCAUACGUCCUUAUCCGGCUACUAAUCAACUUUGCAAUCUUUUCCACGUAAAAAUAGAUUUAUUAGUAUACUCUGGUUACGAACCAAAACAGUUUUAUUUGCUCGACCUCCCAUUCUACCUGGGCGACACCUCCCUCAACGCCUGGAGACGGCGGAUCGGCGUCUUCGCCGUGGGUCACACCGGCUGGACGGCACAUUUGAUGCAGUGCAAACCACGGUUGGCUGACGUCGUUCUUUAGUACCACACAAUUCAGGUAACUAAGUAUGCGUAGCGAGAUCAUAGGUUGUUCAAACUUCCAUCUCAAAAGAAUUCAUACGGUUCCUCUUUGUUGCCUAUGUCCCAGUUUUUUUGGUUAUGGCCAACGAUGGUCAAUUUCAACCAAUUUGAUCAGGAGCAUCUGGUGUACAUAAUCUCUCCUAAUUGGUUUCUUUGUUAUCUCAUUUUUUUUCUCAUCUACAGCAUGAUUUCGAGGGUCCAAAUAUGACGACAGGUACAUGAAGGCCGGCAUGCAUAAAGAGGAUGACAAGGCGAAGUUAGAUUCUGCACGCAGCACCACUGGAUACUUCAUAUAGUACGACCUGCACCCGUGCACCCCGCAGCUACGAUUACGGCUCCACGUAUUAGUCGUGUGGUGCAUCUCUAGUAAACUAGACGAGGCUUGUAUCGCAGCUACGGCAGUACGCGCAUGAAUCAUUGAUGAAUGAAGCAACUGAGACACAUCGCUGCCAUCGUUAAUCAUCGUGCGGUGGUAUCUGCUACGAACUACAAAGUCAAAGGCAUAGAUCUUUGUUGCGUGCCUACUUGCCUUUGAUGCAUGCACCACACCAUGUCUGCAUGACGUGUACAUAGCAGAAAUGGAAUGCUUCAACUCAUUGUAUAGUUCUGUUGUAUAUGAUGUUCUGCAUA